Molecule: messenger RNA, 1109 nt
Organism: Malania oleifera
Lineage: Eukaryota; Viridiplantae; Streptophyta; Magnoliopsida; Santalales; Ximeniaceae
Exons: 8
Coding region: 217-870 (217 amino acids)
Molecular function (GO): oxidoreductase activity
Source: RefSeq, a predicted model, not a curated record
AUCCGUUUUAUUUAGUCAGCGGCUGACACAAGCUCCAUAUCAUCUAGCAUUACUCGUCUUUCCUCGCAAAUUUUCAAAGCUUUUGGCAAUCCGCGGGGGCACGACCAGUGAACAAGGCCAUUUAAACCGUAGCUUGUAAGUUAUAACAUCGAUACUGUCGCCAUUGCGUUGUGUUGCUCGCCGGAGUCUCCCCACCAACCCCCACCCGUUGCAGGUAUGGCUCAAUCAGCUGGUAACAGCUCUGGGAAGAAGCUUAUUCGUAUAGAUGUCAGCUCAGACACAGUAUGCCCAUGGUGCUUUGUGGGUAAAAGAAAUCUGGACAAAGCUAUAGCUUCAUUGAAAGAUCAAUUUGAUUUUGAGGUUAAAUGGCACCCCUUUUUUCUUAACCCCACUGCUCCAAAAGAGGGUGUUAAUAAGAAAGAGUAUUACAAUGAGAAGUUUGGAUCUCGAUCUGAACAAGUUGAAGCUCGGAUGUCAGAGAUAUUUAGGGGUCUUGGGAUGGAGUAUAACAUGACUGGACUCACGGGAAACACUCUGGAUAGCCACAGGCUUAUAUAUUUUGCUGGACAACAGGGCUUUGAUAAGCAACACAAUCUUGUAGAGGAGUUAUGCCUCGGCUACUUUACACAGGGAAAAUAUAUAGGUGACCGGGAAUUUCUUGUUCAGUCGGCUAGAAAGGUUGGAAUAGAAGGAGCAGCGGAGUUUCUUGAGGAUCCCGAUAAUGGGCUCAAGGAGAUUACUGAAGAGCUUAAGGAGUACUCGACUGGUAUCACAGGAGUUCCAUUCUAUCUGAUUAAUGGGAAGCUCAAGUUGAGUGGUGGCCAACCCCCUGAAGUCUUCGUAAGAGGCUUUCAAGUGGCCGUGAAAUGACAGCAACUGGCACCUAAUAGCUUGUUCUCAUAUUAAAUAAGUAUGUUAUCUUAUUUGUUCUCCCAUGAAAAAUUAAAAUGGAUUGUUGACAGAAUUGCUGUUUCUUCCAAAUGCUUGUGCAUGUUGAUAUUUCAUUAGCGAAGAAUUCAGUAAGGAAGCUAUUUGGUUCAAGAAAAAUUGGCUUUACUGACAAUAUGCAAAUUGCCUACAAAUAUAAGAGUUCCUAUGAGUUUGUCUUA